UAUAAUAAACCCUAAAAAGAGGACAAGGAAGUCUGCGGAAGAAUUGUGAAUUAUUUCUUGUUCUCCUGUCAAAAUCAAAGAGAAUGAUGUCUGCUGCAGCUACGGUGGCAGUAAUUGAAGAUCUUGUCAUAGAAAUUCUGCUCCGAGUACCCACAAAAGAACUACUCAGAUGCAAGUGUGUAUCCAAACAAUGGCUCUCUUUGAUUUCUGAUCCCCACUUUUGUGCCUCCCACUCUCGGUUUCAGCAGAGUUUUAAUCCCAGAAUCACUGCUCUAUUCCUUGACGUAAACAAACACAUCCCUGAAUUUCAAGUAAUCCCUUUGGUGUCUUCCCCUUUUACAAGUGGAGCAUUUGUUGUCAAAGAUUAUUUUAAUGUCCGUCGAGCCAAAAUACUACAAUCCUGCAACGGUUUGCUUCUUUGCCGGUCUAGUUUCUUGGUCCACUUUGGCGAGAAUAGACAUCCGUAUUUUGAAGAUUUCGAUAUUAAUGAUCGUGGGUAUUUUUAUUUUAUAUAUAAUCCUACUACUAGACAGUUCAAGAAACUAUCUUUGCCUACUUCCGUAAACGAGAAAUUGAGAAUCUCUGGGAAUGAAUUGGCAGGGACUGGGUUGCUUAGUGUUUGUUUGGUGUUUGAUCCUGUAAUAUCAUCCCAUUACAGGAUCAUUUUCAUUUCAAAUUUGUGCGAUCUAAAAGAUUCCACAACUUAUUGGCUUGAAGUUUGUAUAUAUUCCUCAGAAUUUGAUACUUGGACUUCCCAAAGAGCAAGUGUUGAUAUUGAAAUCUUCCUGGAUAUUUCACCUCAACCAGUAUUGGGAAUCUACAACUAUAAUCAUGGAGUUUACUGUUAUGGUUCAAUGCAUUGGCUCAGAUGCGAUGCAGUUUAUUCUCUCCUUAGCUUUGAUGUUGAUACACUGAGCUUCAACAAGCAAAUGCAUUUUCCUGAUGACAUUUUCGUUCGCUACUUUGGUGAGUCUCAGGGCCAUUUGCAUUGUGUAACUUAUAAGCACGGUUAUCCUGAUCUGGAAUAUGAUGUUAUGGAGAUAGCAGCAGACUAUUCUGAGUGGUCUUUGACAUACCAUGUCAAUCUUCAAUCCAUCAGAAGGGCAUAUCGCUGCCGUGGUAUUUCAAUAUUGAGUGUAAUCCGUGACGAAAAUGCAGAAGAGUUGAUACUUGUGAUAUCUGUGGAUGAGAGUCCAGUGGCUUAUCAUCUUUCUGAUGGGACUCACAGAAGACUUUAUGAUUCAGGAACAAAACUUGCAUAUUGCAAUUACAGGGCCUAUCCGUGCUUUCAGAGCCUUAUUUGUGUUUGAUCUACUUGGCUUCAGGAGUCUCCUUCCAGUGGAUGCGAGUGUUAGUUCUGACAAGAUAAGCAGGAAGAGAAGAAGGAAAAGAAGAUGCUCCUGCUUGAGUUACCAAGGUCAAGCUAAGAACUCUAGGUACCUAUUGAGUUUCAAAAGCUUACUGCAUUCCUCUUGUCUUCAAUAUUAGAACUGAUAUUGUGGUGUUGCAAAUCUUUUACUUGGGCUUUAGAUGAUAUGGAGUAGUAACUAGAACAUCAGAAUUACUUGUUGAUUUCUUAUUAUGGGAGAACCCUGCUUUCUUUACAGUUCAGACAGAGUUGUCACAAAGUAAAAAACUUCUUAUAUUUCA
Molecule: messenger RNA, 1650 nt
Organism: Ricinus communis (castor bean)
Lineage: Eukaryota; Viridiplantae; Streptophyta; Magnoliopsida; Malpighiales; Euphorbiaceae
Product: F-box protein At5g07610
Exons: 2
Coding region: 84-1310 (408 amino acids)
Molecular function (GO): protein binding
Source: RefSeq, a predicted model, not a curated record